Messenger RNA from Linum tenue, 2556 nucleotides. NCBI's taxonomy places the organism in Eukaryota, Viridiplantae, Streptophyta, Magnoliopsida, Malpighiales, Linaceae. The record is from the annotation of a GenBank genome assembly.
AUUUCCCCCCUUUUAUUCCUGAACCGGUAGGCUGGUAGCUGGAGCUUCAAAUGCAAUAACAAAUAGAGAAAAUACCUCUCCUCUCCCUUCUCUAUAUAUAUCCAAACUCGUCUCGCUCACUCCCACACUUCAUCCUGAAACAUUCCUGCAUUCUUUGUCUCUUCAAUUUUCCUCCACUUUCUCGCUCGAGAAAAUCGGCGACUUCGUCGAGGGUUUCUUACUGUACACUACAGAAGACACACCUGCGUCCGGUUUCAGGUAGGUCACUGAGUCUUGCCAUCAUGGCUACUGGGCAGCUCUUCUCUCGUACUACACAAGCGUUGUUCUACAAUUACAAGCAGCUUCCUAUCCAGCGCAUGCUUGAUUUCGACUUCCUCUGUGGAAGGGAAACACCUUCUGUAGCUGGAAUUAUUAACCCUGGCUCGGAGGGAUUUCAGAAACUGUUUUUCGGUCAAGAGGAAAUUGCUAUCCCGGUGCAUGGAAGCAUUGAGGCGGCUUGUGCUGCUCACCCAAUGGCUGAUGUAUUUAUUAACUUCGCUUCAUUCAGAAGUGCCGCUGCUUCAUCCAUGUCUGCUCUGAAACAGCCAACAAUUCGAGUUGUGGCCAUCAUAGCUGAGGGUGUUCCCGAGUCAGACACAAAGCAUUUGAUUGCGUAUGCACGGUCCAACAAUAAGGUUGUCAUCGGUCCUGCUACUGUUGGGGGAAUCCAAGCUGGAGCAUUCAGGAUUGGUGACACUGCUGGAACAAUUGACAACAUUAUUGCUUGCAAGCUAUACAGACCCGGGUCUGUUGGAUUUGUGUCAAAAUCGGGUGGCAUGUCAAAUGAGCUUUACAAUACUAUUGCUCGUGUAACGGAUGGAAUUUAUGAAGGUAUUGCAAUUGGAGGAGACGUGUUCCCUGGAUCCACUCUUUCUGAUCAUGUGUUGCGGUUUAACAACAUCCCUCAGGUUAAGAUGAUAGUGGUACUUGGAGAACUUGGUGGACGAGAUGAGUACUCUCUGGUGGAAGCUAUCAAACAGGGCAAAGUUAACAAACCAGUUGUUGCUUGGGUCAGUGGAACUUGCGCCCGGCUUUUCAAGUCAGAAGUGCAAUUUGGCCAUGCUGGUGCUAAAAGUGGUGGUGAAUUAGAGUCUGCGCAAGCUAAGAAUCAAGCUCUUAAAGAUGCUGGAGCUGUUGUGCCUACCUCAUUUGAAGCUUUUGAAGCUUCAAUUAAAGAGGCAUUUGACAAACUGGUCGAAGAAGGGAAGAUUGAAUCGGUUAAGGAGGUCACGCCCCCACCAAUCCCCGAGGAUCUCAACACUGCAAUCAAGAGUGGCAAAGUUCGCGCCCCAACUCAUAUUAUUUCAACCAUUUCUGACGACAGAGGUACUUGCCUUUUUUAUUCUAGACGCGAGGAACCAUGCUAUGCUGGUGUGCCAAUGUCUUCCAUUCUCGAGCAGGGUUUUGGUGUUGGUGAUAUCAUCUCUCUUUUAUGGUUCAAACGCAGUCUCCCACGCUACUGUACCAAAUUUAUUGAGAUAUGUAUCAUGUUGUGUGCCGACCACGGUCCCUGUGUCUCAGGAGCUCACAAUACCAUUGUAACAGCAAGGGCUGGAAAGGACCUUGUUUCCAGCCUUGUCUCAGGUUUGCUGACAAUUGGUCCCCGAUUCGGAGGCGCCAUUGAUGAUGCUGCUCGAUACUUCAAGGAUGCUUAUGACAGAGGACUCACUCCCUAUGAGUUCGUCGAAAGCAUGAAAAAGAAGGGCAUUCGCGUUCCUGGAAUCGGCCAUAGGAUAAAGAGAGGCGACAACAGGGAUAAGAGAGUGGAGCUGUUGCAGGAAUUCGCGCGCACGAACUUCCCAUCCGUGAAGUACAUGGAGUAUGCAGUCCAGGUCGAGACCUACACUCUCACUAAGGCCAACAACCUUGUCAUGAAUGUCGAUGGCGCGAUCGGAUCCCUCUUCCUCGAUCUCCUUGCUGGCAGCGGAAUGUUCACCAAGCCAGAGAUCGACGAGAUCGUCGAGAUUGGAUACUUGAACGGCCUCUUCGUCUUGGCUCGUUCCAUUGGCCUCAUCGGGCACACAUUCGAUCAGAAGAGACUCAAACAGCCCCUAUACCGCCACCCAUGGGAGGAUGUUCUCUACACAAAGUGAGGUGCAACUCUGCUGAAAGUCUGUUCUCGUGGCCAACAAAGCUUCCGGGGAGAUUCGAAAACCUCUCUAACGCGUCGUCGUCUGCAAAAUCAUCUGCUGUUGGGCUAUCGGUUUUCGAUCGUCUGCUGCAGCCUGCCAUUUGAUUUUGUCAACUGUAUCUUUUUUUUUAAAGUCGAUUUGUGAUUUUGCCAUUAGGGAAAGGAACCUUUUUUAGUCCAUGAACAAAUAAUUGGAAGUUAGGGGAGGGGAGCAAUAUGGAAUGUGUAUCUGCGAACCUUUUGCUUUCUCGUUUUUUUUCUUUCUUUCUCUCAAUCAGAAAAUGUCGAUUUCGUUCUUGAGAAAUCAAGUUUGCUGUCGUUGGUAACGUUAUAUACAACAAUUUGUUCCGAACCGAAUCAAAUCGAUAUUUAAAUCAGAUCAAACC